UUUCUCCUCUAAGUACAAAACAUACCCAAGAACCUACUUAGAGGGUCUUUUUGAGGAAAUUCUUUUAGGUUAAAAAAGAGUAAAUGGGUUCAUUAGUGGGUCAUGUUGCACCAGGAGUUGCCAUCUUUUUACUUGGUUUUUGGCACUUACUUAACAACAUAAGGCUCCAUUAUCUCCACCCAAAUUCAUACACUUCAUCUCCAUGGUUUCCCACUUCUAAAUUCAGAUAUGCAGAACUAUGUUUUAUCAUGGUUGGCACAUCAAUCUCCAUAGCCAUGGAGCUUUUCAUUGGACCUUCAAGACACCAACCCUUUGACCCAGACGGCACCAUCCCUUCUUAUCACCUCCAUAACUUUGAACACUCCUCUAUCUCUCUCACCUUUUUUGUUUAUGCAGUCCUUGCCAUCCUCCUUGACAGAACCCCUAAUCACCCUGCUAGAGACAUUAAUCUCAUCAAAGGUCUAACCCAGUUGAUUGGAGCUAUAGCUUUUGCUCAACAACUCUUUCUUUUCCACCUCCACUCAACUGACCACAUGAGUGUGGAAGGACAAUACCAUUUACUCCUCCAAUUUAUAAUUGCAGUGUCCUUAGCCACAACCCUAAUGGGAAUAAGGUACCCUAAAAGUUUUCUGAUCAGUUUUGUGAGGUCCAUUAGCAUAACUUUCCAAGGAAUAUGGCUUAUAGUCCUGGGUUACAUGCUUUGGACUCCUGGGUUGGUUCCUAAAGGCUGUUUUCUCAACUUUGAAGAAGGGCACCAAGUGGUCAGAUGCUCAAGCCAAGAGGCUCUAGAUAGGGCUAAGGCUCUGGUCAACAUUGAGUUCAGCUUGUUUUUGGUGGGUAUCACCAUUUUUGCAGUGUCCUUUUACCUGGGUUUGGGUAGGAUGUAUGGUCUGAAAAUUGUGGAGUAUUCAACUGUCCAAGAAAAUGAUGAAGGGGAAGAAAGUGAUAGUGAUGUGGAGUCACAGAAGAGAUCAAACAAGUUACUUCAGGAUUCUAAGAGUUUAAUUCAUAUGGGAAAAGCAUCUAAUUAAGCCAAUUGGCACUGAAAGGUAAAAGAAUGCAUAUAUAUAUAUAUGGUGGUAAACGAUAUAUUGGUUAGUGGACAUGAUUAGGUGUAUGUUGGGCACAGGUUG
Carica papaya (papaya) is the source of this 1133-nucleotide messenger RNA. RefSeq lists its product as uncharacterized. NCBI's taxonomy places the organism in Eukaryota, Viridiplantae, Streptophyta, Magnoliopsida, Brassicales, Caricaceae. The record is from RefSeq and is a predicted model, not a curated record.